Messenger RNA from Gopherus evgoodei (Goodes thornscrub tortoise), 1173 nucleotides. RefSeq names its product calcyphosine (gene CAPS). The transcript is spliced from 6 exons. Lineage: Eukaryota; Metazoa; Chordata; Testudines; Testudinidae. The record is from RefSeq and is a predicted model, not a curated record. Gene Ontology annotation, molecular function: calcium ion binding. Bases 280 to 876 code for a protein of 198 amino acids. Gene Ontology annotation, cellular component: vesicle.
CACAUGGCUGAGACGCAGCUUCCAAGCGUUGCUAAAGAGAUAAGUGUGGCCCUGCCCUCCCUUGCUUAACAAGCACACAGGAUUUGCAGCCGCUGCACUUGGAUCCAGGGAAGAAAAGGUUUUUAAAGGGAAUCAAGUAUAGAUCUGCUAAAUCGAUCCCUGAUUGCUGAGCUCCAGCACUGCGCGAGGCGGAAGCAACGUUGACAGGGAGCCGCCACUGUCGAUCCCGCGCUGCAAAGACACAAAUCGGACAGCUGGCUGGUCUGCCCCCACCCCUCCAUGGCUAACCCAGAGGACCAAGGAAUGGAGACACACACGAGUCCCAUAGAAAAGCUCAGGGCACAGUGCUUGGCAAGAGGCUCAGCUGGCAUUAAGGGGCUGGCCAGAGUUUUCCACAUCAUGGAUGAUGAUAAGAGCAGGUCCUUGGACCUAGCAGAGUUUGUGAAAGGCCUGAGCUCAGCUGGCAUCAUGCUGGGAAGCAGGGAGGCACAGCAAAUCUUCAGCCUCUGUGACAAGAACAGCAGUGGCACGAUGGAUUUUGAUGAGUUCCUGGAAGUCCUGAGGCCACCCAUGUCAGCUGCCAGGAAGCAGAUUAUAGCUGAUGCAUUUCACAAACUGGACAAGACUGGUGCUGGCGUGGUGAGCGUGGAGGAUCUCCAUGGGGUGUAUGAGGGCAGAACUCACCCCAAGUACCAGAGCGGGGAAUGGACAGAGGAGCAGGUGUUCCGAGCAUUCCUGGACAGCUUUGACUCGCCCAGUGACAAGGAUGGGAAGGUCACAGCUGAGGAGUUCCUGAACUACUACAGUGGGGUCAGCGCAUCCAUUGACAGCGAUGACUACUUCGUGGCUAUGAUGAAGAGAGCCUGGAAGCUGUAGCACAUGUGGGGAAUCCAGUGCAGUCCUGGAAGAUGCUAUAUUAGAACCAGAUUAGGGCAGUUUCCAAAUAUCCUAUUCAACAUUUCAUAGCAAAAUGCUGUUUUUCGUAGUGAUCAAAUCGCUUGCCACCACGAGGCCCAGCUUAGAGUUACCAGGCCUUUCCAGAGGCUGUGAAAUCUUGACACCUGCCUGCAGAAUAGAGAAUCAUAGAUUAGUGUUGGAGAGACCUCAGGAGGUAUCUAGUCCAACCCCCUGCUCAAAGCAGAACCAAUUCCCAACUAAAUCAUUCCAGCCAGG